Scaptodrosophila lebanonensis is the source of this 1425-nucleotide messenger RNA. It is a transcript of the gene carmine, whose product is annotated as AP-3 complex subunit mu-2. Bases 28 to 1275 code for a protein of 415 amino acids. Gene Ontology annotation, biological process: endocytosis; intracellular protein transport. Lineage: Eukaryota; Metazoa; Arthropoda; Insecta; Diptera; Drosophilidae. The record is from RefSeq and is a predicted model, not a curated record. Gene Ontology annotation, cellular component: clathrin adaptor complex; cytoplasmic vesicle. The transcript has 6 exons.
GUUGUUUUUAAUUUUUUUUUCGCCAAAAUGAUACACAGUUUAUUCAUAGUAAACAGUAGCGGCGAGGUCUUCUUGGAAAAACACUGGCGUUCUGUUGUUUCACGUUCCGUAUGUGAAUACUUUCUCGAUGCUCAGCGCGCCGCUCCAUAUGAUGUGCCGCCUGUAAUUGCCACGCCUCACUACUACCUCAUCACGGUGCAGCGCGAGAGCGUUUCCUUGGUGGCCGCCUGCAAGCAGGAGGUGCCACCUUUGUUUGUCAUCGAGUUCCUGCACCGCGUCGUCGAUACAUUCCAAGACUACUUUGGCGACUGCUCCGAGACUGUGAUAAAAGACAAUUAUGUGGUGGUCUAUGAGCUGCUCGACGAGAUGCUAGACAAUGGCUUCCCACUGGCCACAGAAAGCAACAUACUAAAGGAGCUUAUCAAGCCGCCCAACAUAUUGCGCACCAUUGCCAAUACAGUGACCGGCAAAAGCAACGUCAGCACCACCUUGCCUUCCGGCCAGUUGUCGGCAAUUCCCUGGCGCCGUAGUGGCGUACGCUAUACCAACAAUGAAGCCUACUUCGAUGUUAUCGAGGAGGUGGAUGCUAUUAUUGACAAAUCUGGCUCCACAGUCUUUGCUGAAAUCCAAGGCUAUAUUGACUGCUGCAUCAAGCUGUCGGGCAUGCCAGAUCUGACGCUAUCUUUUAUGAAUCCACGUCUCUUCGACGAUGUCUCCUUUCAUCCCUGUGUGCGUUUUAAGCGGUGGGAGGCUGAACGUCUGCUCUCCUUCAUUCCGCCCGAUGGAAAUUUUCGGCUUAUGUCCUAUCACAUCAGCUCACAGUCUGUUGUGGCCAUCCCCAUUUACAUUAGGCACAACUUCUCCAUCAAGACUGGCGAGCAGGGACGACUGGAUCUGACCAUUGGGCCACGCAACACCUUGGGUCGGACCGUGGACAAAGUGAAACUGGAGCUAACCAUGCCCAAGUGCGUGCUAAACUGUCUGCUGACACCCAACCAGGGCAAGUACACAUUCGAUUCUGUUACCAAAACACUCUCCUGGGACGUAGGUCGUAUCGAUGUGGCCAAGCUGCCCAAUAUACGUGGAUCGGUUUCAAUCACGCCCGGCAGCACCAAUAUCGAUGCCAAUCCAUCGGUAAAUGUGCAAUUUCAAAUUUCACAGCUUGCCGUAUCCGGCCUGAAGGUCAACCGUUUGGACAUGUACGGCGAAAAGUACAAACCCUUCAAGGGCGUCAAAUACAUAACCAAAGCCGGAAAAUUCCAGGUUCGCAUGUGAGGAGCACGGCGACCAUCGAGCAUCGUCUUUCUAAGCUAUGAUUAAGUUAAAUUUAAUGUGUUCUAUAUACACAUACUUAUAUUAUAUACAUAUUUUUUUUUAAGCUGUACUAUCUCAACCAUGUACAACUGCUAUAAAUGUUAAACGCAA